This is a messenger RNA of Salmo salar (Atlantic salmon), 2071 nucleotides long. It is a transcript of the gene spring1, whose product is annotated as SREBF pathway regulator in golgi 1. The record is from RefSeq and is a predicted model, not a curated record. Lineage: Eukaryota; Metazoa; Chordata; Actinopteri; Salmoniformes; Salmonidae. Gene Ontology annotation, biological process: positive regulation of SREBP signaling pathway.
GUGUUAGGGAAUUGUUUUGAUGGUGGACGUCAGAUUUCAUGGGAAAAACGUUGUUUAUUUUCGAAGCUUUCUCGGUCAUUUAUCUGAAGGCAACGUCAACAAUAUAUGUAAUUUGUCAGUAGAGUUAUAGCCAGCUAACUCUAGGUAAUGCAUCUCACGGCAGGUAACCUUAGCUAGCUAAUGUUAACUGUCAGUCUAGCUAGCUGGGUGAGUAGUUAGCCUAGCAUCGUUAGCUUGUUUCCAGCGACGCAGGCUAACAAAGCAGUCUUUAUCCAAAACGGCUAGCGAAUAUGUACGUUACUUUGUAGCUACCUACCUAGCACAGCUGUGGUCCUUCUCUACAGCGUAUAUAUAUACAUAUAACUAGCUAACGUUAGCUACCACGGUUUCUUGCCUAGCAUUGCUAGCUAGCCAGCAAAAUGGGUUAGGUUGUGGUGUUGACCAAACGAAGCUCUCAGUUAUUGAACGUGAUUUCUAAACUGCCAAUCAUAACCAGACACCCCAGUUGAACCAGAAGUCUCUAGCUACCAUAUGGUUUAUCGAGCUAACAUUAUCUAGUUAGCAUUGCUGUAAUCCAAUCAGGGAUCUCCCAAUAACGUCAUGCCAUGGUGCUAAGAAGGUUACUGAGAAAACGUUGGGUGCUAGGUGUGGUGUUUGGACUGUCUUUGAUCUACUUCCUAACCAGCACCUUGAAACAGGAGGAGAGAACCAUACGGGAUCGCAACCUGUUGGAGGCCAGGGACCCGGAUCACCGGAUCCCAUGGAAAGUCAGGUUCAACCUGGGCAACAGUAGCAGGCAGAUCACUCAGUGCCGGAACUCCAUUCAGGGCAAAACGCUGCUCACAGAUGAACUGGGUUAUGUCUGUGACAGAAACGAUCUGCUGGUGAAUGGUUGCUGUAAUGUCAAUGCCCCCAGCUCAAGACAGUACAUUUGUAAAAGCUGUCUGGCCAAUGGCUGCUGCAACAUCUACGAGCACUGUGUGUCCUGCUGCCUCCAGCCUGAUAAGCAACCUCUUCUAGAGAGUUUCCUGAACAGAGCUGCAGAUGGCUUCCAGAACCUAUUCACAGCCGUGGAGGACCACUUUGAGCUGUGUUUAGCCAAGUGUCGGACUUCAUCACAGAGUGUCCAACAUGAAAAUACCUACAGAAAUCCACAAGCAAAAUACUGUUAUGGAGAAAGUCCACCUGAACUCCUGCCUAUAUGAUUGUUUGGUACCUACGAGACUGUAUAGAAACUAAUAAAGGUCCUCUGGGACAUACGAGACUGUAUAGAAACUAAUAAAGGUCCUCUGGGACCUAUGAGACUGUAUAGAAACUAAUAAAGGUCCUCUGGGACCUAUGAGACUGUAUAGAAACUAAUAAUGGUUGUCUGGGACUUACGAGAAUGUAAAGAAAUGGUCCAACUAUGAGCCAAGAGACACACCUUGAUGCUCCGUGGGAAGACGGGAUUCCCCUUCAUCUUGUGUCGACAUAAUGGCCUUGAAACGUCUGACACCAUACGGUGCUUAACGGGAGCCACCAAAAACACCAAACCCUGUAUAGAGGGGAUUUGACUGACAAUAACGGACGCCAUGUUGAACCUUUUGAUAAAGUAAUGUGAGUAACAGUCUCUACAUAUGGCUCCGAAGAACACUAUCGUAACCUCACAACAAUGGACAAAUACUGUAUGUGAUAUAGCUAUAUUAUUUACACUUCAUAAGUGCAUAGCUUCAUAACUUCAUCAGUGAUGAUCAUCAGGUCUCAUUCGCUCAUUAGACCAGUUAGGAUUCACCUCAUGCUGCCAUUGUUCCACAUUAUGGUCAUGUUCAUUAGGGCAUGCAACAGAAAAUGUUUAAAAGUGUUUGAGUCUCACAUGUUUUAGUCUGUUUUCUUUUGUUUGGUGCAAAAUGAACACGACCCAUGUUAUAAAGGUCUGUAUUUAAAGCCUGACGAUAUACUGAAGGUUGAUAUCGGUUGUUUAGUCCUUAUUGUUGAAUAUCAAAACAAACUAUAAAGAAUGUGUCUUUACUUUUGUGUGUAGUCGUGUAUGGAUAUUGACUGACUGGUUAUUUAAUAAAGUGACUGAAAGUAA